Molecule: messenger RNA, 1206 nt
Organism: Ostreobium quekettii
Lineage: Eukaryota; Viridiplantae; Chlorophyta; Ulvophyceae; Bryopsidales; Ostreobiaceae
Source: the annotation of a GenBank genome assembly
AUGCCGCCCAACAGGAAGGGGAAGGGCAGAGGGGCGGAAGGAGAUGGCGACUUGAGGGAAUCGCUGCUGGGGGGAAUUGGGGCCGAGGCGGAAGUGGGCAGCUCUGGACCCGGGACGCUUGUGGACAACAGCAAGGAUGAGGGGCCGCUGCAGGCCCUCAUUCAGGCGAUUGUAGACGCCUGCAAUUGCGUCAUAGCUGCUCUGUUGGGCUCCUUGUCGAUGAUAUUUCCAGAUCGAUCGCCCCAGCUGACGGUUGUCCAGGGAAGGCGACUCAGGAGUCUUUGGCAACGAAUCAAAUUGCCUUACGACGCCUCUGAACCUGAACAGCAGGAAGCACUGGAAAGGCUGUGGCGAGCAAGUUUCCCUGAGAUGGAGUACUGUGGGUCCAGGUCGCCUCAAUGGAAGGAAAUGGGAUGGCAGGGAGAAGAUCCAGGCACUGACUUCAGGGGCGGUGGGUACCUCGCGCUGCAAAACCUUCUGUACUUGGCUGAGGACAACAGGGACACAUUCCAGCAACUUAUGACCAAGACAGUGGGUCAAAGAUCAGAUUGGGAGUACCCGUUUGCAGUUGCAGGCGUCAACGUCACUUUCACCCUCACUGGUGGGCACUCAUUGUGCUGCUUGUGUUGUCUGUCUGCUCAUUCACUUGUCCCUGUUCUGGACACACUUCUGUUCUAUGCUGUCUGCAGAAAUUUGUGGCAGUGGAAUGGCGAUCGUGACAUUAUCAGCAUUUUCUCAAGUACUCGAAUCCCUGGACUUCCAAACUAUCCAGGUGUUGUUGUUGGUAGUAAUUGUUACCAGGGACAGAAGCUUCUUUGUGUUUGUUGCUGCCAUUCUUCAAGCUGUCAAGGGCUUUGGGGCAACACUUGCAGCAUGCUGGCUCCCAGACGAACAAGGCAAGUUGUGAGGGAGAUCAUGCUGAGCAUGGCAUUGUGGCGCCCAGAAUCGCUGGAUCUGAGGAAAGAGCCUCAGCCGCCAUCUUCCUCCUCUGGACGGGGCUUCCUAAAGCUGCUGGACACAAGUGAAAAUGCUUUUGAGGAAGUGUACGUGGUGACGUUUGAGCUGUUGGAUGCGACAUGGCUGGAGAUGAAGGCGUCGUACAUGGAGUUCCCAACGGUCAUGGCGCGGGUGCGCAGACAGCUGGAGGAGGCUCUCAGCAAAAACCCUGCGGACGUGCAAGAGCUCAGGCGGCUGUUGUCUCUUUGA